CAAACGAUAUUAGAUAUUAGAUAACAGGAAUUGUUCAAGACAACAUCUCAAAAUAGGAAAAGCAUUAAAGACAUUUGGUUCACUUCAACUCUCUAACAUGAUUGUCACGAUACUGAUCAGCUCACUAUACCUUUUCAUCCAGUGCAAAGCAACCAGUUGGCCUGAUGGAAAAUACUGUCUUCCAAUGCCUAGAAAUGGCAUAUGUCCUUCGAGAUGGAGGUCUGGUCAUCGACACCACGACAUGGAAGAUGACACAGCCAGUGAUAACCACAACUGGAAAACGUCUGGUUGGGUGCCCAAAAAUUCCAAUCUGCCCAAUAAUCUUCAAUGGUCCUUUUGCUGCAAUGCCAAUUGCAGUCAGAGGAACCACGUUAACGAAAGGAUAUUGUGGCCUUCUGGAUCGUAUUGCAUCUUCAGAUGCGGUGGUUCGUGUCCAAGGAAUUUUCAUGAAGGCUCCAUUUAUUGGGACGACGAAGACUCAAGGAACAAUAAUAAAAAAAGCGGAAUGCUUCCUGACGGAACGUAUGGUAGAAAUACUAAAAUAUUCUUCUGUUGUCGUCAUGAUCCCAGACUUCUAACUGGUCUACCCAAGUGUUCUCAAAUGAUGCUUAUGCGAUACAAAGGAAUUUGCCCUCAAUCUGGCGGUUAUUCCAGACCAAAAACUGGAUUCUUGCAAUGGGACACGGAGAACAAGUCCAAUGGAGAUAAACUCGUCGGUCAUUUUCCCGAUGGCGAGAAGACAUUUAACAGUGGCAUAAAGAUUGAAUUUUGUUCAUACACUUCAAUUGGUACAUGUUAAAUUAACAUGUUGAAAGAACAGCCUUUAAUGAAAUUAAAUCACAAAGAUCAUAGAAUAGGAUGAUUUUUUUGUGGGGUUUCUAAGCAUUAGCGAGGUCACCCAAUUUUGUAGGAUUUAGUCGUAAACAAAAUUAUGUAUAUCUUUAAUGUGUCAGAUUAAAAUGAAUAAUAAAAUGCUCAGUCGUUCA
Molecule: messenger RNA, 986 nt
Organism: Xenia sp. Carnegie-2017
Lineage: Eukaryota; Metazoa; Cnidaria; Anthozoa; Malacalcyonacea; Xeniidae
Exons: 2
Coding region: 98-799 (233 amino acids)
Cellular component (GO): membrane
Molecular function (GO): wide pore channel activity
Source: RefSeq, a predicted model, not a curated record